AUCAGAUCGACCUGCAGCAGCAGCAGCGGUGCAGCCUCAGCUUGUCCUGUCCUGCCAUCACUCCAACACUCACCUUUAACUGGAGGACACCUGGAGGACUGCGGCUGCUACUGGACUUCUUCUACACUUUUCAGGAGUUUUUAAACUGAGGAACAUAAACUUUAAAAAAAAAAAAACUCUUGGAUGUCUUUAAGCUCCUGGGGAUUUUCUUUUUCCCCAAGGUGUCAUCACCUGGAUUGUGUCUCUUGAGACUUUAUUGUGGAAAGUUUGAGAAAAGGACUUUAAAUUUUUUUUUUUUUUUCCCGUGUGGGACAGACACUGCUGUGGGAAAAAAGAUGUUCUGCUCCAGGAGAGUCCUGCAGCAGUGGUGCUUCGCUCUGUUCCUGCUCUGCUCUCCGGUGCCUCACUACGGGCGGCCGAUUGAUGCCCUGAGCAACAGAAUAAGACGGUCUGUGACUCACGCCCAGCUGAUGCACGACAAAGGCCGGACGCUGCAGGACUUUAAGCGUCGCAUGUGGCUGCAGGAGCUUUUGGACGAAGUCCACACGGCGGAGAUCCGCGACCUCCCGGCCCGGACCACCGGAGGAGGCGGGAGCAGCAGCGGCGCCGGCGUUGGACUCCCGGGGGUCAGCCUGGGCAUCAACCUGAGCACCACCGGCAGCACCCUGCACUCCAAACCUCCCGGAGGAACCAAGAACCUCCCCAUCAGCUUCAGGCUGGAGGAGGAGGAGGGCACCAACCUGCCGCAGGAGACCAACAAGUCUCAGACGUACAAAGACGGCGUGCUGAAAGCACCCGGCAAGAAGAAGAAGAAAGGGAGGUCUGGGAAGAGGAGGGAGGGAGAGAAGAGGAAGAGGAGGGCGCGUUCGUUGGGGUGGAUUUUGGAGGACGAACCCGGGAGCGGACUCCACCUGGAGUGGAGGUCUCUGCUCGGCCUGCGGAGGGCGCUGCUUUAAAACGCUGUCAGUCUCUG
Plectropomus leopardus (leopard coralgrouper) is the source of this 973-nucleotide messenger RNA. It is a transcript of the gene pthlha, whose product is annotated as parathyroid hormone-like hormone a. Lineage: Eukaryota; Metazoa; Chordata; Actinopteri; Perciformes; Serranidae. The record is from RefSeq and is a predicted model, not a curated record. Gene Ontology annotation, biological process: bone mineralization. Gene Ontology annotation, molecular function: hormone activity. Gene Ontology annotation, cellular component: extracellular region.